AUGACAAGCAAAGAAAUUCCUGAUAUCGAAGAUAUAUUGCCACCAAAACCUCAGGCACCUAAACCCAGUGACUGCUGCGGCACUGGCUGCUGUCCUUGUGUUCACGAUAUAUAUGAGCAUGAUUUGAAAGCAUGGAAGAAGCAGUGUGAGCUUAUUCGUAAUGGAUCCAGUGAAGGGAUACGACAUUUCCCGGGUGCUGUUGAGCCAGACAAAUGGAACGAGUUUGAGAUUAUUGCAGUGAAUAAAGUGAGUAAUAACACUUAUCUCUACACUUUCAAACUAGAAGAUAACCAAUGUUUGGGCUUGAAUUUAGGUCAACAUUUAAUUGUGAAGCAAGUGAGAAAUGGCCGUUCAGUUACUAGGCAGUAUACACCUGUCUCUGAUAUAAACCGAGUAGGAUCCUUCGAAGUUCUCAUAAAAAUUUACCCUAAGGGCAAAAUUACUCAAAUUAUUAAAAAUUGGAAUGUUAAUGACAUGAUUCCAUGGAGAGGGCCAUUUGGCCAUUUUUCUUACAAGGAAAAUAGUUACAGAAGAAUCCUUAUUCUGGCAGCUGGCACUGGCAUUGCUCCGGUGUAUCAGAUAAUAAAAACUGUCGUUGAAAAUGAAGAGGAGGAGACUUUUAUUAAGCUAAAUUAUGCUUCCAAGACUUUUUCCAAUAUUUUGUUAAGGGAGGAAUUGUGCAGUUACUGCCGAUAUUGGAAUUUUACAAUGUGUCACUAUUUAAGUGAAGAGACUGAUGUGAGCAAAAAGAGAUACAAUGAGGAGGUAGUAGCCAGGAGACUGUUGAAGGAUGAUAUUCUUCAGGAUCUAUCAAAAGGCUCUGUUGAUUCAACUUUAGUGCUUAUUUGUGGAACAAAGUCAUUCAAUAAAGAUAUGGUGAACGCUGCCAAAGAUGCCAGCAUUCCAGAUAAAAAUAUUUUUAAGUUUUGAAGACAUAUUUUGAUUUUCUUGUGCCCCAAGCUACGUAUAUAGUAAGGCUUUGUAGAUACAGUGGUCCCUCGUUUUUUGUAAUUAAUCCAUUCCUGGGGGAGCUACUGUAAACGAAAUUUACGAUUUGCGAAUCAAUUUUCCCCAUAAGAAAUAAUGUAAAUACACUUAAUCCGUUCCUGACACCCAGAAGUAUUAAAACAAAAAUUUUUUUUUACAUGAAAUAUACAUGUAGUACAUAAACAAUACAAUGGGAAAUGAUGAAUGAAACAUUAACAGCAUAACACCUACCUUUAUUGGAGAUUCUUCUUAGUGUAUGGGAGACUGGAGGAGGAGAGAGAGUGGAUUGUUUAUAGUUUGGAAGGGGAAUCCCCUUCCAGCAACACCUCAGGUACCAAUUGCUUCUCUGGGGUUGCUUCUCUUCUCUGUUUCUUAAUGCCACUAGGACCACCUUUAGAGUCACUCUAGUCCUGCCUCGCAAAGUAACUUUGGAGAGAGCUCUAUUUCUGGCGUCUCUUUAACACUUCCCUAAAAUGGCCCAAGACUUUGUCACUGUACAUACUUCUCACCUUCUUUACCACAGGCUUGGCACUAGCUUUCUUUGGAGCCAUGGUAGCUUAUUUAGUACUUGCAAGCACUAAAAUGAGUGGAAUAUUAUGAAAUAUUUCAUAGGAGCACUUGAGGGGACCUUCACUCACUGGUAAACAAUGCCAGACUGGCUGGGUAGGGAGGCCGCGCCGGCUCACACUGCGUAUGCGUCCCGGACGAACUACUAUUCGCGAGUCAACCUAUGAAAAGUGAGUCCAUGUUUAUAUGAAAAUACCCCUAUGAUUGGCGAAAUUUACGAUUGCCGAGAACUACGAAAAGCGAGGGACCACUAUACUAAUGUAGUAAUUCCUCGCUUAACGAUUGGCUCCUGCUCGUCUAAUGAUAAAUUCAAGGUUACAGUCUGUCACCUGCCUGAUUGAAGACCUCUUCUUUGUGCAAUGACCAGAUAAUAUAAGUGUGACUCUGUAAAUGGUGCAAGUCGGACCAAAACGUCAUCUUAAGCUCCUCUCUUCUAUGUGUGGGUUAUUUGUGUAUGGUAUUUUACGGCAAGCAAGAUUCUCUGGUCUCCAUGGGGAUGUGGAACAGAAUUCUUCCUCUGUAAGCCACGCGUGUCAUAACAGGCAACUGAAAUGCUAGGAGCAAGGGGCUAGUAACCCCUUCUCCUGUAUAUAUUACUAAAUUUAAAAAGAGAAACUUUUUGUUUUUCUUUUUGAGUCACCCUGCUUCAGUGUGAUAUGGCCAGAAAGAUUCUCCGGUGUCGAGGACAUCCCCCCAAUUCUGACUGGCUAAAUUUUUGAAAAAAAAAAAAUGAAAAUAAGUAUAAAAAUAAGGCUGCAGAACUUCUGGCCAUGUUCUUUUUCUACUCGCUGUCUCGAUGCGUACAAGUGGGCAUGUCAGUGGCUGGGUAGGAUUGCAUAUUGCUUUGUGAUUGUUUUUUCAUGCAUUUUAAAAAUAUUUCAUAUUUUUAAGUUUAUUGAUUUUUACUAUUUAAUAAGUACAUUUGUGCUGCCAGAGCCAAACACCAUAACAGGAAAUGUUUACAACUACUGUGUACCGUAGCCUACUUGAUUCAUUAUUGGGUUGUAUGCAACUAGAUUACUGUCUAGCAUCAUAACACUUGUCUAGGCUUAGGGUAAGGUCUAUGAGCGAUGUAACCAUCGGCCUCCAAGAUGCUGGGUAAAUUUUCAAGUUAUUUUGGGAAAAAAUAGUGUCUUUGAUGCUAUUUUUGCUGACAAGUCUUGACAGAUAAGAUUAAAUCUGCUUUUGCAUCAGUAGGCAACCAUGUUUUCCUAUCCUCUGAAUCAUCAGUUAAAAUAUGUGGAAAACAGGAUUAAUUUUUAUGUACAGUGGACCCCCGGCAUACGAUGGCAUCGGUACACGUUAAAUCCGGUAUACGAUACAUUUUAAUGCAAAAAUUUUGCCUCGCCACUUGUUAAAAAACCCGCCACACAGGAUUUGUCUGUGACGUGUCCAUGUGUGGCCUGAACUUUCCCGUGCGUGCCAGUGUUUACAAGCCAGCCAGUGUGCUUGCAUCUUUUUUAUUUAUUUAUUUAUUUAGAAAUUUUAGCAUACAUACAGAGGUACAAAAAAAAAAUACAGGUAAGAGCAGCAUGCCAAAGCCACUUAUAUGCAUAGCAUUAUGGGCUGGCUUAAAAUUAACUUAAGAUUAACUAAGCAAUGAUGUAAUCAGUGAUAAGACAUUAUUGUAAACAGAUAACUAUAAAGCACAAAUGAGUAUUACAAAGACUGGUCAUAUGGUUGCAUGCAUUGCUGUUCAUUCAGUAGAAUGGAGUAUUCUGUUAGGUAGUGUAUUUAAAAAAAUAACAAAGUUAGAUUGGGUCCUAGGUUUAACAUUUAUGUGAUAUAAUUGUGAGUAACAUUUUGGAUAUACAAUUUAUAAGGUUCAGUUAUUCAGUAUUUAUAUUUGGUUUUGAGUGAGUAAGUGAACUUUGAGAAGAGACUUGAAUUUAUAAACAGGUAGUGUUUCUUUUAUAUUUACAGGUAAUGAAUUCCAGAUUUUAGGGCCUUUUAUGUGCAUUGAGUUUUUGCAUAGCGUGAGAUGGACACGAGGAACAUCAAAGAGUGAUCUGUGCCUUGUGUUAUGGUCAUGUGUUCUGUUGAGGUUGGCAAGGAGAUGUUUGAGGGGAGGGUUAAUAUCAGAGUUAAGUGUUCUAUGUAUGUAAUAGGUGCAAUAAUAAGUAUGGAUGUUUUGUAUGGUGAGUAGGUUGAGUGUUUUGAAUAUUGGUGGAGUGUGUUGCCUGUAGUGAGAAUUUGUUAUCAUUCUAACUGCAGCCUUUUGUUGGGUAAUUAGUGGUCUGAGAUGGUUAAUUGUUGUUGAGCCCCAUGCACAAAUUCCAUAGGUGAGAUAGGGGUAAAUAAGAGAGUGAUAAAGGGCCAGGAGGGCUGACUGUGGAACAUAGUACCGUAUCUUCGAUAGUAUGCCUACAGUCUUGGAAAUUUUCUUAGAAAUUUGUUGUAUAUGUGUAUGAAAUUUGAGUCUAUUAUCGAGGUGGAUUCCUAAGAAUUUUCCCUCUGUUAGCUUUGUGAUAGGUGAUCCAUUUAUCGUUAUGUUAAGAGGGACAUCUGUAGCUCUGUUACCAAACUGAAUGAAGUAGGUUUUGUCAAUGUUUAGUGUAAGUUUGUUAGUCCUCAUCCAGGUAGAUAUUUUCUGUAAUUCGGUGUUUACAGUAUUGGCUAGCGUGACUGGGCUUGGGUGAGAGAAGACGUAUGUAGUGUCAUCUGCAAAAAGUGUGGGUUUGAGUAAUUGCGAAGCAUUUGGUAGGUCAUUUAUGUAUAGGAGAAA
This is a messenger RNA of Cherax quadricarinatus, 4279 nucleotides long. Its product is annotated as NADH-cytochrome b5 reductase-like. NCBI's taxonomy places the organism in Eukaryota, Metazoa, Arthropoda, Malacostraca, Decapoda, Parastacidae. Gene Ontology annotation, molecular function: cytochrome-b5 reductase activity, acting on NAD(P)H. The record is from RefSeq and is a predicted model, not a curated record.